Phoenix dactylifera (date palm) is the source of this 2148-nucleotide messenger RNA. The record is from RefSeq and is a predicted model, not a curated record. Lineage: Eukaryota; Viridiplantae; Streptophyta; Magnoliopsida; Arecales; Arecaceae.
UUCGCGUGAAGGGAGGUGAAUCCUUCUUUCGCGCGAAAGAUGACCUCCCCCGCCGUCCUCCCGCCUUCGCCGCCCCAACCACCGUCGACCUCCUCCUCCUCCUCCUCCUCCGACCUCCACGCCCACCGCCGCGCCACAAUUCGCGGCCUCGACUCCUGCGCCUCCAUGCCGGAACUCCGGCAGUACCACUCUCAGAUCGUCCGCCUCGGCCUCGCCGCGGAUAACGACGCCGUCGGCCGCCUUCUCAAGUUCUGCGCCCUCUCCCCCUCCGGCGACCUCGCCUACAGCCUCCGCCUAUUCAGCCAUCUCCCCCGCCCAGACCCCUUCGUCUUCAACACCCUCUUCCGUGCCCAGCCCCCCUCCGCCGCCCGCUCCGCCCUCCUCUACUCCGAUAUGCUCCGACGCCCCGUCCAUCCCAACGAGUUUACUUUCCCCUCCCUCCUCCAGUCCAUCGCCGCCGACCGGGAGCUUGGUCUUGGCCGCCAAGUCCACGCCCACGUCCUCAAGCUCGGCUUCGGCACCGACGGCUACUCCGGGAACAAUCUCCUACAUAUGUACCUCAGCUGCGGCCUCCUUGCCGAAUCUCUCGGUCUUUUCCAUGCAAUGCCUCACCGAGAUGUUGUCUCUUGGACGACAAUGAUCAGUGGAUUAUCGGAAUUAGGCUUCUUGGAUGAUGCCCGAAAGCUGUUUGAUGAAAUGCCAGAGAGGAACUCAGUUUCCUGGAAUGCGAUGAUUGCGGGCUAUGUGCGGGGUGGGCGGUUCAAGGAGGCAUCCGGACUCUUUGAGCAAAUGCGAGCAGACGGGGUUGAGCUCGACAGGUAUGUUGCUGCUAGUAUGCUGGCGGCUUGCACGGGUUUGGGUGCAUUAGAGCAGGGGCAGUGGAUUCAUACAUACAUCAAGAGGCGUGGGAUUGAGUUGGACUCGAAGCUGGCCACCACUGUGGUGGACAUGUACUGCAAGUGUGGUUGCUUGGAGAAGGCUUAUGAAGUUUUUAGUGAAUUGCCAUGCAAAGGGCUCUCGUCAUGGAAUUGUAUGAUCGGAGGUUUUGCGAUGCACGGUCGAGGGGAGGCGGCGAUCGAGCUGUUUAAAGAGAUGGAGAAGGAAGGGGUGAUGCCGGAUGAUAUCACUCUGUUGAAUGUACUAAGUGCAUGCGCACACGCCGGGUUGGUACGUGAGGGCCGGCAUUAUUUUGAAUAUAUUGUUCAGGCUUAUCAUAUCGAGCCCAAGAUGGAGCAUUUCGGGUGCAUGGUUGAUUUGCUCGGUAGAGCAGGGUUGUUGGAAGAAGCUAAGAAGAUCAUAGAUGAGAUGCCUAUGGAAGCUGAUGCUGGUGUGUUGGGUGCACUUCUUGGAGCAUGCAAGAUUCAUGGCAAUGUCGAAUUGGGGGAGCAAAUUGGUAGGCUUGUCAUAGAGUUAGAUCCUCAGAACAGCGGGCGGUAUGUGUUGCUAGCUAAUUUGUUUGUGAGUGCUGGUAGGUGGGAAGAUGUGGCAAAUGUUAGGAGGUUAAUGAAUGACAGGGGAGUGAAUAAGGAGCCUGGAUGUUCUGUGAUUGAAAGGAAUGGUGUGGUCAGUGAAUUCAUUGCUGGAGGAAGGUCUCACACUCAGGCUAAAGAAAUCUAUGCCAAGGUUGAUGAGAUGAUGGAGAGGAUAAGAGCUGAAGGUUAUGUGCCAGACACUGGUGGGGUGCUGCAUGACACUGAUGAGAUGAACAAGGAUGAUUCCUUGUACCAUCACAGCGAGAAGCUUGCGAUUGCUUUUGGAUUGUUGCACACAAGGUCAGGUGAAACGAUUCGCAUAUCAAAGAACUUGAGAGUUUGCAGAGAUUGUCAUGCAGCAAGUAAGAUCAUAUCAAGAGUUUUCGAUCGGGAAAUAAUUGUAAGGGACCGGAACAGAUUCCAUCAUUUUAAGGGAGGAGAGUGCUCUUGCAGAGAUUACUGGUGAAUGUAAUUUGGUGGAGUUUGGGAGCUCGGUCGGUCAAGUAGCCCAUGAGGUAACUAUUUUAUAUGUUGGAAAGAUUGUACAGGAUUCAGUUGUAUAAUCAAGGGUGGAAGCAAUAUAAAUGGAGGAAACUGUGGAGUUGGUUUGCCAUUGUAAUUUUGUUGAAUGCUCUACAGGAGGGCGUUUUUGAGAUCAGGAGUUUGUGUAUUCUAA